Rhopalosiphum padi (bird cherry-oat aphid) is the source of this 979-nucleotide messenger RNA. RefSeq lists its product as uncharacterized. The record is from RefSeq and is a predicted model, not a curated record. Bases 130 to 453 code for a protein of 107 amino acids. Lineage: Eukaryota; Metazoa; Arthropoda; Insecta; Hemiptera; Aphididae. The transcript is spliced from 3 exons. Gene Ontology annotation, molecular function: protein binding.
GAACCGUCUAUAUAAGAGAGCUACACGACGUCGUCUCGCGAACAAAACACUUGGUUCCGUGUUCACGAAACAUACGAUAAUUAUUAUUAUCACCAUAAACAAGUUAAUAACACGCAAAACGAAUACAUCAUGAAAUCUUUAACGUUAAUCCUGUUAGUAGGUCUGACCGUCGUGUUGGUGUCAGUAAAUGGAAGUCCGGCCGGCGACAAGAAAAUAGGUACCAGCCACAAACUGAAGACCACCAGCACAACGACAACGAUUUCGCCGGCCCGUAAAUGCAAGUCCGAGUGCCCGAACGAUUACAACCCGAUUUGCGGAUCUGACGGAGCCAAAGUGAACUUGAGCUUCGGCAACAAGUGCGUCAUGGAGAAAUACAACUGCGAGCACAACGCGAAACUAACUGUGAAAUCGGAGUCCGAAUGCCCAAACAGCAAAGGCAUCCGUCUUGCUUAAAUGAACACACGUCCUAAUCAACAGCACUAUAAAAUAUAUAAAAAAAUGUUUAUAUAUUUAUCGGAAAACAGCACGAGAAAACAUCGGCGAGAAUAAUAUACCGAUCAAAAGAGAAUUCGCAAUAUAUUUUUUUUAUCUUUUUCACAACCACCGCCCACACACGUACACCACAAAUGGGUAUUAGGUCCGCUACGCACGCACACAGAAACACAACACAUGUCUACGUUAUUUUAAUAUUAUAUUAAUCAGUUAUUUUACAAUCACCUACCUAUUGUAUUAAUAUUAUUAUUAUUAUUAUUUUUUUUUUUGUCGGACUCAUUUUAUUUAUAUAAUAAUAUCUCGAGUACACGUGAAUCGCACGUGAAUAAUAAUAAUAAUAUAUAAAAAUGUAACGAAAGCAUUUUACUACAAAAUGUCAUGUACAUGUACGAUUAUUAUAUUAAUAUAUGUAAUAAUAUUACCAUUUAAUUAAUAUUAUAACUAUCAAAAUUGUUAUUCAUUUAUAAUAAAUUGCUUUUAGAUACGA